Molecule: messenger RNA, 1080 nt
Organism: Nematolebias whitei (Rio pearlfish)
Lineage: Eukaryota; Metazoa; Chordata; Actinopteri; Cyprinodontiformes; Rivulidae
Product: gastrula zinc finger protein XlCGF8.2DB-like
Exons: 1
Coding region: 59-880 (273 amino acids)
Biological process (GO): regulation of transcription by RNA polymerase II
Cellular component (GO): nucleus
Molecular function (GO): DNA-binding transcription factor activity, RNA polymerase II-specific; RNA polymerase II cis-regulatory region sequence-specific DNA binding
Source: RefSeq, a predicted model, not a curated record
GCAUUUAUGUCUCACCUGCGGCAAGGUGUUCACUGCCCGCUCCACUUUAGUCAUCCACAUGAGGAUCCACACGGGCGAGAGGCCGUAUUCAUGCCAAACCUGCGGGAAAACGUUUGUCUAUGCUCAGAUCUUCAAGAACCACAUGAGAAGUCACACAGGUGAGAAUCUGUUCCCCUGUAGCGUGUGUGGGAAAGGGUUUAAUUACCAAGGGCACCUAAAAACCCACAUGAGGAUCCACACGGGCGAGAGGCCGUUUUCAUGCCAAACCUGUGGAAAAACAUUUGCUUCUAGUUAUGCCCUCAAGUACCAUGUGAGAGGUCACACGGAUGAGAAUUCAUUCCCCUGUAGCGUGUGUGGGAAAGGGUUUAAUUACAAACAGAACCUAAAAAUCCACAUGAGGAUACACACGGGCGAGAAACCGUACUUGUGUACAACCUGCGGGAAAAAGUUUAAGUUCAGUUGGAACCUCACAAGUCACAUAAAGGUCCACACGGGUGAGAAGCCAUACUUGUGUACAACCUGCGGGAAAAAAUUUACUUUCCGUUGGAACCUCACGAGUCACAUGAGGAGCCACACCAGUGAAAAGAAAACUAAAAAUGGAAAAACUGCCAAAUGUCUGUAUUGUCCCACCUGUGGCAAAAUGUACACCAAUAACAGUAAUUUAGUUAUCCACAUGAGAAGUCACACGGGUGAGAAGCCUUUCUCCUGCAACGUGUGUGGAAAAAGGUUUAUUAGCAAAGGGACCCUAAAAACCCACUUGAGGAUCCACACAGGCGAGAAGCCGUACUCGUGUACAAUCUGCGGGGAAAGAUUUACUUACCAUUGUAAUCUCACAAGUCACGCAAAGAUCCACACAAGUGAAAAGCCUUACUCCUGCUAGAGCUGUGAAAGCAAGUUUCUGUGCAAAGUCCAAUUCCAAGCUCACAUGAAGGCUCAUGAAAACGUGAGCAGCUGAUUGUUUAACGUGGAGAAAAGUUGCACCAACUAUUGUGCAAAUUGUGCAGGAGCAAUAGAGGUGUUGUGAAACAUUUAUUGCAGGUCGGACUGGAGAUUAAAUAAAACUACUUCUUUAUUCUUUGU